This is a messenger RNA of Schizophyllum commune H4-8, 1308 nucleotides long. RefSeq lists its product as uncharacterized. Gene Ontology annotation, biological process: transcription by RNA polymerase III. The record is from RefSeq and is a predicted model, not a curated record. The coding region runs from base 36 to 1151 and encodes 371 amino acids. Gene Ontology annotation, molecular function: DNA binding. Gene Ontology annotation, cellular component: RNA polymerase III complex. The transcript is spliced from 4 exons. NCBI's taxonomy places the organism in Eukaryota, Fungi, Basidiomycota, Agaricomycetes, Agaricales, Schizophyllaceae.
GGCGAGGGGAUGGAGGACCGCGUCCGCCGAUCGAGAUGACCGCAUCAGGGCCGUUUGCUAUGGGCCCGGCGAUGACCUCCGUUCGGCGCGCGGCACCGGCGACGACGAUCGUACCCAACAGGCCAGUGGGCGCAUUGGGUGCGGGACUUGUGCCGGUGAAGCAGGAGCCAACGCCGAUCUCGCUAAGCGCGAAGGGCAAGGGCAGGGCCCGCGAGUCGCUCUCGGAGACGCCAGCUCCCUCGGAGGCCUCGAAGAAGGAAGAGGACGACGAUCAUGAAGUGUACUCGGACCCUGACGAGGGUGUGGAGAUUGUCGACAUGGACGACGUCAAGACGCUUGAUUACAUGGCGCCGGACAGCAUCAGGCGCGAGCGAGAAGCGAAGGCCAAAGUGAAGAAGGAGAAGCAGGAGGAGAAGGAAACCUCCGUGACACCACCGAUCGACGCCUCCAAUGCGCUGGACUUGUCCGAAUCCGAAGAUGAAGAAGAGCUAGAAGACAUUGUCGAAGACUUCACCUUCAAGGCAGACGUCGCGGAUGGCACGCCCGCCUUCCAAGAUCGACUAUACUUCUUUCAACUACCACAUCCGUUCCCCGUCCUCGUGCAACCUACGCCCAUCGAUGGGAUGGACGUAGAUGAAAUGUCGGCACCCAAUAGUCGGCAUGUGUCCUUCGCGCCUGAUGUCAAGCCCGCUGCCGUACCAGCGUCCGGCGUCACCGUCAAGAAAGAGCCAGGCGUGAAGAAGGAGCCAGCCGACUGCGUCUUGGACGGUACUGAGCGCCUUGACGGUGUCAUCGGUACGCUGCUCGUACGACAGUCGGGACGCAUCCAGAUGGAACUGGGGAACGGCGCGAUUUACGAUGUCACGCCCUCCACGCAGCCGUCGUUCCACCAGGCCGCAGUGCAUGUUGUGUAUCCCGAGGUACCGAAGCCGGCCGCACCCGGCCAAGCUACUGAAGGGACUCCGCCGAUCGAGCCGCCAAAGCCCACUGCGCUCACGACGUUGGGACCGGUGACGCGCCAUUUCAGCGUCACGCCUUCCAUCGACCAGCUGCUCGGCGCCCUGGAGCGAAAGGAUCACGAGCAGCAGGGAGCGCUACGGAUCAGAGGGCUCCCUGAGGGCGCUGAGGCGGGCAUGAUCAGGAUGGAAUGAAUCAGGUUACAGCUUACAGGUAUUCUUCGGCUAGCUGGUCUCGAACGAGACACCGCUCACGACGCUGCCCGCACCUUCUGCGUCCUGUCCCACACCUACCCUACGUACAUAAGUGAGUAGUACCAAAACACGGUCGAGGCGCUUGACCUCCUUCUCA